Messenger RNA from Geodia barretti, 249 nucleotides. The record is from the annotation of a GenBank genome assembly. NCBI's taxonomy places the organism in Eukaryota, Metazoa, Porifera, Demospongiae, Tetractinellida, Geodiidae.
AUGGGCGAACGUGUGGUAGUGAAACCCAGCGAGGGCGAGCAGACCACGAAAGGCGGUAUUUUCCUGCCCGACACAGCAAGGAAAAGCCCCAGGAAGGCGAGGGUCAGCGAUGACGGAACACGCAUCGCUAUGGACGUUGCCAAGGGAGACCGGGUUAUCUAUUCCAAGUUUGCCGGCACCGAGUACAAGGACGGCGACGACGAAUACCUCAUCCUGCGGGAGAGCGACAUUCUGGCCAAGCUAUCCUAG